Aspergillus steynii IBT 23096 is the source of this 1746-nucleotide messenger RNA. RefSeq lists its product as uncharacterized. The transcript is spliced from 5 exons. Gene Ontology annotation, molecular function: DNA-binding transcription factor activity, RNA polymerase II-specific; zinc ion binding. NCBI's taxonomy places the organism in Eukaryota, Fungi, Ascomycota, Eurotiomycetes, Eurotiales, Aspergillaceae. Gene Ontology annotation, biological process: regulation of DNA-templated transcription. The coding region runs from base 1 to 1746 and encodes 581 amino acids. The record is from RefSeq and is a predicted model, not a curated record.
AUGGUCAAACGGAGUCUUCUAGACCACUCCAAUUCCAGGCAUUCCAAACGAUCUCGCGGGACAACUGCUUGUCAUGCCUGUCGAGCACGCAAGACGAGAUGUGACAAUGCCCGGCCAGUCUGCGGAUUCUGUGUUGAGCGCCAGGCCCACUGUGUAUAUCCCGAUACGCUUCCAGCACAUCCUGAGAUUGAUCCGACGAGUAAGGAAAUUUUGCAACAAUUGAGCCACAUCACGACUCUACUGGAGAAGAACACUCAGUAUGGUCAUUCCGACGCGGAUUCCAGGUCGUUUCUAGCGGAUAUCGCGCCGAACGAGAUGCCCGAAUAUUCUCAAUUGUUCUUCUGUGCGCCGGAAGCGAUCCUGAAAUGGCCGGUUUUCAAGGGGAUUGUGACGGAGGCUGACUCCUCCAUCCACUCUAUCUUGCUUGAAUCGCAGGAGAAAAACAACAAAAGGGAUUUAGAAAGCCACUUCGACUGCUUGGAUGGAGAUUUUGUCGGACCAUGCAUCGCGUUCCUGUCUUCAGCCAAUCGCCGGAAUCCAAUCGUUGACGCCGAAGAUCUCAAACGAUUUGCGCAUCAGUUACUGGCCUGCGCUUUGUCCCACCUGAGUAUCCCUUCUCAAAACAAGUUUAUCUUAGAUGAGCCGGACGCGUGUCCGCCACCCGAGAAGCAUGUGGCCGAAGCUUAUUUUAAUGAGGCCAAGAAGCGGCUUGGAAUGCUGCAUACUUCCCUGGUUGACAUCCAAUGCCUCUUUCUGGCGUCUAUAUAUGAGAAACACGCCAUUCGGCCGUUACAGGCCUGGUUCUGUAUCCAACAGGCGUCGUCCCGCUUGAAAGUCCGUUUAUCUUCAAGACAAGCCUCGUUGGACAGUGUCGACCGGCAUCUGGAGCAGAGACUAUACUGGUCAUUGAUUAGAGCCGAAAGGGAAUUCCAACUGGAGGUCCCGUUAGGAUCAUCCGGCCUCGAAGACUGCAGAUAUCCAGACCCAUUUCCCAUGCCUCCUUUCAAUCAAUCUACACCCGCAGCGAGUUCAUCUACCAUCGAUGAAGCUGGACAGGGUGAAGCUUCCGACAUAUCAGCAAAGAUCGAGGAAGAAAGAGGCUGGUUUUUCUAUCUCGCGGAAAUAUCAUUUCGACGGAUAUUUGACAGCAUUGUCGUCUUGCUUUACCAGGGUGGCCCUCGGAGGUGGCCAUCGAACUUCACCCGGUUAGUGCGACAAUGCAAGGAUAGCGACGAGCAGAUAUCGCUGUGGUUUGCCCACCUUCCACCGCCUAUUCGGCCUACCUCGCCGCCAACAAACGACUUGUCUUUCUUUCUACAUGGCCGAUAUCUUUCAUCGCGGGAGAAAAUUUGCCGACCGUUGGUCUACGUUAUCCUCCAUCACCCGAGUCUAUUGGACGCCAAAUCAAGUGAAGAAGUACAGGAGAUGUUGUCUCUAGCCCAACAAGGUAUUGACUUUUGCGCCGUUUUGAUCCCUCAUUAUUCUGCUCACUUCCGGCACGGAGGAACCUGGUUUAUCCUACGCGCCUCGUUUAAAGCGGCCCUUCUGAUCCUGGUUGUCGUGGUUGGGCGUUUUGGGGAUGGAGCAGCUCCGGCGCUAUAUUUGCAGCCUCCGGAUGAUUGGAUUGGCCUGGUCAAACUGUCACUGAAAACGUUGCGGAAGUGGGAGGACGAAUCAAAAGAUGUAGAGAGAAUGAGAAUCAUCCUCGAGGGAAUUCUGGAUCGUGUCUCUCGAAUCACAACAUAA